AUUGGGUCAUCGCAUUGCAUGGGCCAUGGCAAGCAAGUGGCGCCUGAACCGGGCAGAAGAAAGCUCUGUUCAAAAGGAGGCGGAUGCGGUGAAGGCGGAAAGGCUGAACCAGGGCUGCUCUGAGCAGGAGGCCAAAGAAGCUCACAGGCAGCAUGUCGCCACCCGCACGCAAGAGCUGAAGAAGGCAAAGGCUGAUGCCAGCAAGGCUAAGCAGGCUGCCCGGUCCGCAGGCGGGAAAGGUGCAGCCGCCCCGCCGUCGCUUGCCGCCCCGUCAGCGGACGUGCUCCAGAACAACACGGACUACUACACGAAGCUGAUGGACUCAAUGUCUGUCAUUCAAGGCCACCCUGUUUUUCAGCGGAUCAACGAGGCGAUGCCGCUGCUGAUCACGGAUGAUGAAACCAAAGAGUGCGGCGUUCAGGCUGUCUUUGAGGCGGAGGCUGCGAAGAUUGCAUUGGCUCGGACAGGAGUGUACCGGGCAGCUUGCAAUUUGUUCUGGCUUGACCUGACCAGCAACUCGACACCGAGGGUGCCGCUGAGCUACGCAAGGGUGCGUGAGUGGGCACAGACUGUCUUUGGCAAGGGGCCGCGCCACUUCAAAGACCUCAUUCUCGUUGCAGCCCCUGCAGCUGACUCGGACUUGCUUGCUUUGCGCGGAUCUUGGAAACAAGUGACGCCGGAAGAGCUGACUCACAGCACUGUGUUUGCGCUGGCAGACCGCAUCACAGCAGGCGCCGGUGAGGAAGAGCUGCGAUCAUGGCGUUCCUGCUUGCUGAGCACGCCGAUGAUGUUCAGUGUCCUGGGCAACGAGGAUGCAAUCUAUUGGGAGGCAUACGACCAGAGGCAGAGGAUUGUCCAAAGCCACGACACUAUCAAGAGGUCAGCCCGGCAGUGGGCGCACGAGAUCAUGGCGUUCAAAGAGAGGAAGGAGCAGGAGCUUGGCGAGGCGUUGACUUCAAAGCGCUUGCAAAUGCUGUUCAAAGAUGGCUCGAAGCACACCGAGGCUCGCUCCACCAAGAUCGAAACUGGCGCGGACAACUUCGUUGCAGACUGUCAAAGGGUUUACGAGAAACUGUUGACAGACAACUACUGCAACGCCAAGCUCGAGUCGUUGGAGCGCCAAUUCGGACUGGAGUCGCCGCUCAAUAGCCUUCUCAAGCUCCGUGUCAUCAUAGAGAAAACAAGCAACGUCGAACAGCGGCGCUGG
Molecule: messenger RNA, 1207 nt
Organism: Effrenium voratum
Lineage: Eukaryota; Dinophyceae; Suessiales; Symbiodiniaceae
Source: the annotation of a GenBank genome assembly